CUUCCACCCUCCUCCUCCUCCUCCUUGUCUUCGCCUCCGGGCAACUCUUCUCGGCGAAACCCACCCAAGCAGUAGUAGGAGCAGCGGCAACCGCAGCAGCAAUAGCGGGCAGGGACAAACCCCACGCAAAGCGAGCCCACCCUCCCCCUCCCCCACCACACACAUAGAGGGAGGGGGAAGAAGGAGGGAGGGAGGGAAGGAAGGAAAGAGGGAGGGAGAAGGGAGGGAGGGGGAGAGAGGGAACGAGGCAAGGAGAAGGAGGGAGGGUUACCGAGGAGGGUGUUUUCCUUUUCUCCCCCCCCCCUUUUUGGAUUGCUCUCUCUCCCUCUGUCGUCGCUUGUUGUGGCUGUUAAAUUUUAAACUGCCAUGCACUCUGCUUCCAGUAUGCUAGGAGUCGUGAAAAUGGAAGGACACGAGCACACAGAGUGGAGCAACUACUACGGCGAGCCGGAGGGUUACUCCACCAUGAACGCGGGGCUGGGCAUGAACAGCUACAUGAGCAUGCCAGCCAUGGGCACGGCGGGCAACAUGACGACGGUGGCGUCCGGCGGCUCCAUGGGCAUGUCUUACGCGGCCGGCCCGGCGGGCAUGAACCUCUCUCCGGGCGCGGGGGCCAUGGCCAGCAUGGCGGCGCACCUGAGCCCCAGCCUGAGCCCGCUGGGCGCGCAGGCCGGCUCGAUGGGGGGCGCGCUGGGCGCUUACUCGGCGCUGAGUCCCGUCGGGGCUGGCGGCAGCGGCGCGUACGGGCAAGCGGCGGGCCUGGGCCGAUCCCGCGACGCCAAGAGCUAUCGCCGGAGCUACACGCACGCCAAGCCGCCUUACUCGUACAUCUCCCUCAUCACCAUGGCCAUCCAGCAGUCGCCCAACAAGAUGCUGACGCUGAGCGAGAUUUACCAGUGGAUCAUGGACCUGUUCCCUUUCUACCGGCAGAACCAGCAGCGCUGGCAGAACUCCAUACGGCACUCGCUCUCCUUCAACGACUGCUUCCUCAAGGUGCCGCGCUCGCCGGACAAGCCGGGCAAAGGCUCCUUCUGGACUCUGCACCCGGACUCGGGCAACAUGUUCGAGAACGGCUGCUACCUGCGGCGCCAGAAGCGCUUCAAGUGUGACAAGCCGCCGGGCUCCAAACAGCAACAGCAGCAGAAUCAGGGCGCCUCGCCUGCCUCGUCGGGGGCAGCCCCGUCGCAAAGCAAGAAGGCGGCCUCGCAGGCGCCGCAGGAACGCGACCUGCCCAACGGGGCUCCGGAAUCGCCGCACUCCAGCGCCUCUCCUUGCCAUGAGCACAAGCGCGCCCUGGCCGACCUGAAGGGCCACCCGGAGCCCGCCCCGUCGCCGGCGCAGCAGCAGCAGCACCUGCUGGCGCAGCAUCACGCCCACGCGGGGCUCUCCCACGAAGCGCACCUCAAGGCGGAGCACCAUUACGCCUUCAACCACCCCUUCUCCAUCACCAACCUGAUGUCCUCCACAGAGCAGCAGCAGCAGCAGCAACAGCACUCCCACCACCCGCACCACCAGCACCACCCACACCCGCACCACCCACACCACCCGCACCACAAAAUGGACCUCAAAGCCUACGAGCAGGUGAUGCACUACAGCAGCUACGGCUCGCCGGUGCCCGGCAGCCUGGCCAUGAGCUCCGUCACGAACAAAAGCGCCCUGGAGGCCUCGCCCUUGGCCGGAGACGCCUCCUAUUACCAAGGGGUCUACUCCAGGCCCAUCAUGAACUCUUCCUAAAGGGCACCCCACCCUUCCGCUCUGCCCACCCCCUAAGGGCCAAUGCCCUCUUUCUCUCCCCAGGACAAACCCGAGACUUCUCUGGACAGGAGGAGAUUUGAGAUACAUGUAGACUUUGGAAAGAAUCCAAACGGUGCCCAAAGCCAGGUCCGUUUAUCCCACGGCGUUGCCUCCCGAUCCCAAUCCAUAUCCAAAGGACUAAAACAAUCCGGCGGCCUCCACCCACUGCCUGGGAGCUCCGGCGCCUUUCUACCAACUAAAGAUUCUCUAGCCCUAUUUUUUAAAAGAAAAAGACAACUUUCUAUGAGGAGCGCAAGGACCCCACUUCUCCCGCGCACCACUUUUGGCAAAGAAUCCUGGACUUCGCGCCCUGCUCCUAGUUUAGAAAAGGCUCCCGUUAUAUUUAAUCGACGUUUGCUGUUGUGUAAUUUAAAGCUCCUUUUUCUUCUACUCUUUUCUCGCCGGCGUCGGGAAAACAGGAUUGAUCUCCAACAACCGUGGGCCGUGGAAAACAUCCAUUUCCGCGGGCUUCGGCUCUUCACCACCGUCACCUUUCUUCAGACACCGAUUUAAAUUUUAUUUGAGUUGGAGGUUUCCUUUUAGGAGCCUCCUUGUCUGUUUCUUUAUUUUGUUUGUUGCGGGGAGUUAUAAAUAUAUCUAUUUUUGGGUGUGAAAGUGACACAGAAAUAAGUGUGUGUGUGAACCGGUGUUAGAUUUCAAAACUGAGGAUCAAAAAGACUGUAGCGUUGUGAACUCGGGGGAGGGGGGUACCCAAAAAUGGACUUUAGAUUGUAACUUGACACAGGAAGUUUUGAUGUUACCGGGAGAGUAAACGACUCCGAUCGAAUUAAUUUAUCGUUUUUGUACGCUUUAUUUAUGGUUUAUAGAUGUGUAUUCUGGUACAGACCGACCAAAUUCUCACAAACCAUAUAUUAAAUUGCUGUUGGAGAUUCCCACCCCCUUUCUUAAUUUAAACAAUAAUACCUGUCUGUUAUUUUCUAGCAUAAUGCAAAGAGAUGCGGGAAAGAUAAUGAACUAAUUUUAGCUCUUGAUAUUGCUUGCCAAUGAGCUUACUGGGCUUAAAGUAGGGUGCCCCCCCCCAAGAUGGCCUGUAUGAAUAACAUGCAUAUUUAAAAUGCACAUAUGAACCUGGAGUAUCAUGUUUCAUACAUCAUCACAUCUUGUUGGCAAGAUUCCACGUUCGAAUCUAAACUGUGAAUAAGACUGCAACUUUACUCCCAAAUAUACACUUUAUUCUCAAGUAAAUACAGAGCUGAAUCUAUGGUAAAUCUUUGCCUGAUAUUCACUAGAUUCCCAAGCAAUUUGGUUUCAGACUCCCAACUGUUUAGCAAAAUUACUUCCCCCUCUCGACCAAAGUAAACUGCUGAAAUGAAGGGGGUUGGGGGGUUGUUUUGGGGUUUGUGAAAGGGCUGUGAGCUCAACUCAGUUCUGAUACUGCAGACGAACUCCUAGGCUCAGAAUGGGCUCAGAGGCACCUUGGCCUUUCAUUCUCACGGUAUGCCUUUAGGAACUAGAAUCUGGUUGGUAGAUCUUGGGAUUCUAGUAAAAAGCAAAAUAGAUCAGUAAAGCCUAAAGUCUGCCAACUCCCUGAGCUGCAGCCCAUGGAAGUCCUAGGACAAGUCGGACUGAACUCAAUAGGGACUUCCUUGUCCGCAGAGGUUGGGCAAAAAAAAAUACUCCACCAUUGUAAUGGGUUGGACUAGAUGACCCACGUGGUCCCUUCCAACUCUACAAUGCUAUGAUUCUGUGAUUGGGUUGUUAGGCUCUCAGUCGAGGCCUAUAUAUAGAUGCUGCCUAUUCUAUAUAUGUACAUUAUUGCUUUGCCUACUUGACUUUAAAUAUUGCUUUGUUUAUUUGAUCCUGUGAACAUUACUUGAUAGGAAAGCCCAUGGGCUCGCACCAGUUAUACCGUACUUGCCUAGACAUCCCCGCUGACUCCAGUCCAUGACUAGGAUUGCAACCUCUGUUAAAAGGGGUACAGUAUUCUCAACAUCUGGGCACCAUGCUAAUAGUGGAGUCAUUUAAAUAAUAGCACAGUAUUCAGCCAAAGUAUUUUUAUGACUCAUUGAUUUCACUUAUAAUGUUAACCGCACAUCUCUCUCAUUCAAUCUCUGGCCUUAAAAGUGCUUCAUCUUUGACUGUACCUAACAUUCAGCCUUGCCUUCCACACAAUCACAGCCAAUAUAGCAACCCUGUAGUACAACUACUAUUAACUCCACAUUAUCAUACUCCACGCGGGAAGAGCAGAAACCAUUGAUUUCAAUGGGUCUACUCUGAGUAUGAUGAACGUUGACUACGAUAUCACCCACUGAGACUACUCUUGCCUUUCUUAAUGAACUGAGUGUGGCUUGGGAGAACCUUUCUCUGCAUCAGAGAACGCGCGUGAAGCCUCAAGUGCCUGGUGGAAACCAAAACGGACGCGCGGUUGGGUUAAGAGUUUCGGGACUUUUAAAACAAAUUGGUUAGAUAGAUUCGAAUUUUAGCUUCUUUUUAUUUUCUUUAAAGAUUUGGGUUCUAGCUUGCUUGAAACGCAGUUCGCAAGAAGGAAGGCUUUAACCUAAUGCUGGGCAAUUCGGAAGUUGUUUGAAAGCUCGAUGCUCCUAUAUUCCUCCUCUUCUGUCAGCCCUCCAGAGCCGUAUUCACUGAGAAGGCCUGCCUUUCUCUGCCUGCCUGUCUUCUUCCUCUGAGUUGUCUUUGGAUAAACUUCGGGGCUCCUCUUUGGAGACUCUUAGCAACGGGAAAACAGGGAUGAGUAGAUGGGAUUCCAAUCAAUCCCCAUCUCGCUCAUGUAGAAAUCUGCGCACAACACACACGCAACAGUGACAACAUACACACACACGAGAGGCCUUGCCUAUGGCAGGAGCUGGCAGAAGGGGAAGCGGAGUUACCGGUACGAGCUUCCUUUCGCUUGCCAAGUCCAAAUGAAACUCCGUCGGCAUAGUGGAUUUUCUCGACUGACUACAAGCACUCUCGCCUACUCCUGUGGUGGACGGUGGUGGAUCUCCAACUAGUUCUUCAAAAGCAGCCAGCUAUAUGCUUCCCUUUCACACCGUUCCUGAAAACAGUUGAAAACGGUAAGUUUAACUUCAGAGUAUUGUAAGAAUUUCAUUGAUUUUCAGUGAAACUGAUGUGCAUCACCUUAUGCAUAUUUUACUCAGGAGUAAGGUCUUCAAUGGCUUUUGAAUAUCUUAUGAUACUUACUUGGAAGUAAGACCUAUUGAAUUGCGGAGGACUUACUUCUGAGUACGUGCGCUACGUGUUACGCCGCACCUCUAGCCGCGCUGCAGCGCCAUUGCUCAGCAUGAAGACAUUUGAUGCUAGCUAGUUACCCCCUAGGAAGGGUAUUUUUGUGUUGGCCUUUCGAGAGCAUAGUUUAGCAGGAUCUCAAAGACGCAGCACUGAGCCUGGUUAGGAGGAGGAAGGCUUCCAGCGAAGGCUCGCUGGAUGGGGAAUCGAUCCAAUUGGAAUAAGCGGGGCAUCCUUCCCAAGAAGCAGGUGUAGUUCCAUGGGAACUAACCUCGGUUGAAUCCCGAGGUUUCCAACUAGACUCAGAUAGAGAAGAUUGCCUGGCCACCGGAAGUCAAAGAGAACUUCGUUUCUUAUUUAUUAUUAUUUACUACAUUCAUAUGCCACCUUCUCCUCCAAGGAGCUCAAGGUGGUGACCAUGGCUCCCCCCCCCCUUUAUCCAUGCAACAACCCUGUGAGGCAGGUUAGGCUGAG
Zootoca vivipara (common lizard) is the source of this 5475-nucleotide messenger RNA. It is a transcript of the gene FOXA2, whose product is annotated as forkhead box A2. Gene Ontology annotation, molecular function: protein domain specific binding; transcription factor binding; DNA-binding transcription factor activity, RNA polymerase II-specific. The record is from RefSeq and is a predicted model, not a curated record. Gene Ontology annotation, biological process: regulation of transcription by RNA polymerase II; anatomical structure morphogenesis; cell differentiation. Lineage: Eukaryota; Metazoa; Chordata; Lepidosauria; Squamata; Lacertidae.